Hyla sarda is the source of this 2210-nucleotide messenger RNA. RefSeq lists its product as uncharacterized. The transcript has 5 exons. NCBI's taxonomy places the organism in Eukaryota, Metazoa, Chordata, Amphibia, Anura, Hylidae. Bases 375 to 1082 code for a protein of 235 amino acids. The record is from RefSeq and is a predicted model, not a curated record.
CGGGUCAUGUGACCAGACUGGUCUCAUGACAGGGAUCUCAUAUCUGGAAGUGCUUUCAGCCUCUCACGCAGGCGCAGUAACUAAUUACCCACGCUUGCAGCACCAUUACAUGGAUCAGGUGAAUGCCUCCCCUUCAUUGUUCAGUAUAAGUCACUCCCCCUCACCAUCAUUACUGGCAGACUGGGCACUCCUUCUAUAAUUGGCAUUCUCACAACACAUCACAAGAUCAUGUAUCCAGGACCGUCCUCUGCCGAUACAUCAAGCUCUGGCCUGACUCUAAGCAAGGUGACGACACUUCUCCAGUGACUGGUAGCACAGCAGGAUUCCAGGUUGGCUACCUGCGGUGACUUACCUGGAAAAUUCAUUUGGACACCAUGAACGUGCUGCAGUUCCCGCGACACCCCGUGAUUGACCCUGUGCGUAACAUUCCCAUCAGGAGAUUGCAGUGCCCACCGGAGUCUACCUGUUUCCCUUCACCAAGAUGGCGCUUCCCUCCUCAGGAACAAUUGUGUGCAUGCGCCGGGCAGGAUGCUGUCAGUCUCCUAGGAUACCUUGCACAUGAGCUACCACGUGAUGCUGUUUACAUACGUCAUUUCCGCACGUGGCACGGAGCCUCCUCAUGUGCUGGAAACAUGCCGGGUUCUGCUUGUCAUCCUCCCAUAAGACGGUUGCCGGAGGCACGUGCAAUAGUCCUGCACCGUCAUGGGAAGAGGAAUCUUGAAAAAAUGAAGAAAUUAAUGUCUAUCUGUGGCAUUCAUGUAAAGCAAAGAGAAAAAAACAGGCGCUCCCUUGUGAAGAACCAACGGAUCACAGAAAUUGUGAGGCCCUAUUGUCUCCUCAUUUGCCGCCAACUCCAGGCUGCGCCAUUCAGACACUAUAUGGUAUCCCCAUGCUUCAGUCAACUCGAGGCUGUGCCAUCCAGGGAUUGUGAAGCCCUGGUGUCUACUCAUGCUUCUGCCAACUUCUGGCUGUGCCAUUCAGCCACUAUAUGGUCUCCUCAUGCUGCCAACACCUCCACGCUGUGUCAUUCAGCCACUAUAUGGUCUCGCAUGCUGAUGCAGCCUCCGUGCUGUGUCAUUUAGCCACUAUAUGGUCUCCUCAUGCUGCCAACACCUCCACGCUGUGUUAUUCAGCCACUAUAUGGUCUCCUCAUACUGAUGCCAUCUCCAGGCUCUGUCAUUGUGCCGCUCUGCGGCAGUGAUUCUAAAAGUGAUGCCGGUAAUCUGCAUGUUAUUCUGAAUAACAGUAUUAUUUCACUACUCCAGCACACUCCAUAUGCGUGUUAGGAGACAGAAAAGUGUUCCAUACCCCUAUAGAGGCUGUAUGUAGGCUAGAAAUAGCUGUUUUUAAUAUAGAUUAGUUUUCAAAAAAUUCGGCGAAUUGGCCAAAUAGAAUUUUUCAAAAGUUUCAAAAACUAUAAUCAUUACAAAGUGUCUCUAAUAUGGGGGUACAAUUUUUGGGGAAUGUCAAGGGGUAUUCAGGCAAAAAAGGUUAAGAACCACUGCACUACACUACACUAGAAAGAAGCUUGAUCACAUUGCUCCAUUACUGUGCAUACUUUUUCCCAGGGAAUAUCAGGCGGCCAUUAAGACUCACCAUUCGAACUGGGUGGUCUUCUCAAAAAGACACACUAUGUUCACAGAGCUAGAUCAGUCUCUCAUUCAGUCAACCAUUACCGUGCUAAGUUCUAAUAAGAAGCAAAAAUCCUGAAACAGCUGUAACAGGUGAGGCCCUUUCCUUUUUUCUCACUAGAUUCUGGUUUAGCUUAUAUACAGUAUCUGGUUUGGCUAAUAACAGUGGGCAUGAUUCAAGGCUCUCUACAGGGUCAGCGGAUGUUGCCUGUAAUAAGUGGCAGUAGAGGGCAAGCUCAUUUGCACUAAAUAUGUCAGGUUUCAGGGUUGGGUUACAAUUGAUGUUUAGAUUUAUACCUUACAUUUUGUUUAAUGUUAAACAAUUGAAUUGACAGUAUUUGUGUAGUUGUGAUUGUUGUAUGCAGAACACAAGACUGCAGUCACAAUACUUGGCAAUUCUUGUAGAGACUUUUAAACAUUAAAUUUAGCCAUUAUCCAUACUCUGAUAUAUAUUUGUUUCCAUUUUUCAUUUCCAUUUUCAAUGUUGAGAGAAUUGUUUGCACUCUGACAGGACACGCUGUGACUGGAUAACACAUAGAGACGCUACUUAAAACACACUCUUGUAACACAGAAGAGAUA